Colletotrichum phormii is the source of this 933-nucleotide messenger RNA. RefSeq names its product dopa 4,5-dioxygenase. NCBI's taxonomy places the organism in Eukaryota, Fungi, Ascomycota, Sordariomycetes, Glomerellales, Glomerellaceae. The record is from RefSeq and is a predicted model, not a curated record. The coding region runs from base 75 to 650 and encodes 191 amino acids. The transcript is spliced from 4 exons.
CGAAUCAUGAACUUGUCAAACUUCUAAAAGACAACACUAGCCAUCAGCAGGAUAUCAUCUCGCAGCACCUUACCAUGACCAUGGUCACCCAUUCUACGCCUCCAACCCCGCAGACCGAUCUGAAGACGGUGGUCGAAGCUCGGACUCGGGAAUGGCAUUUCCAUAUUUACUUCCUGCUACAAUCCCCGACUGAGACUGCUGCCGCCCUUGCCCUUCGUGAUGCUGUGUUGAGACUGCGACGUGAUGGCGCGUUCGUUGCCGUUCCACUAUUCAGGGUCAACGAGUUCCCUAUCGGACCACACCCAGCAGGAUCUUUUGAGAUUUGGGUUCCCGACUCCUCAUUUUCGGAUGUAUUCUUCUACUUGGCGGCCAACCGUGGCAACUUGAGUGUCCUUGUUCAUCCAUUGACAUCGAGCCAACGUCGAGACCAUGAGACGAGAAACGCUUGGAUGGGUACCGCGUGGCCAAUCUAUCUUGAUAGCCUGCCGUCGGAUGGCGAUGUCCCUCUUCAAUAUCCUGAGCUGGGUCUUGGUUGGUCCACAUCGCCGGAGCAGGAGAUCUCAUUAGAGGAACGGUUGAGGAGGGGUGCAGAGGUUGAGGCCUUGUUAGCCGAUGAUCCAGAUGCUGCGCCUGCACCUAAAGAUCAUUAGUUUUCUAGCCUAGACAAUGCGCGCCAACUGCAACACUAAGGUAAUUUGAUAGCGACAGGAUCUCGCCUGGCUGGGGAAUAAGGAGCUCCCAAGCAGUGAAGCUUUGUAAUAUAGGUUUGGAUUAAAAGAAUCUUGGAGCACAUGAACUCAAGCCAUCCACGUGCGCCCUCAAAAACUACAAGCCGUGUACAGGACUGCCGCAGUUCCGGUCUGUCAUACAUGUCACUCGGGCACGCCGGCGAGAGCAAGCUUGAGUGGAUAGCAGGAACGAUGACUUGUCCAC